Pimephales promelas (fathead minnow) is the source of this 1828-nucleotide messenger RNA. RefSeq lists its product as uncharacterized. The record is from RefSeq and is a predicted model, not a curated record. NCBI's taxonomy places the organism in Eukaryota, Metazoa, Chordata, Actinopteri, Cypriniformes, Leuciscidae.
UAGGACCGUAAAAAGACUGGUAGUAAAAAUCAUUUUAGCUGCUGUUUGAUGACGCCAUAGACCACGAAAGCCAUUUCUUACAAGAAAAGCAACAAAAAGCAGCCUUUAUGUGAGAAAGUGAUUUCUACAGCAGUGAAAAUAGUUGCCUGACAAGCCGAGUGACGCACAGAGAAGUGAUGCUUAUUCAUGAAUGGACUGAAGAUAUAAAGGUUACGUAGCUCUUCGUCUCACAGCAACGGGGUGAUUUAUGAAAUGGCACAUUUUCGGUAGCUACACACUACUGUGAACAGUUUUUUAUGUGUCUUUCUUCUUCAGUGUUUUUAUACGUCGUUUCUACAAGAUAAUUUUGUUUAACAAUAGUUGUGUUAAGUUUUUCGAAUUUAUUUAAUCAAAUCGCAGCAUGCCGUUGAUAGAUGCUGUCAAUGCUUACUGAGCAUGCGCAGUGGCGCACUGCACUGAAGCAGCAAUUGGCGGAAAAAUAUGAGAGCGUAUGUUCUUUAUUGACAAAACAGGUCCAUCUCUCUGAGAGAAAAGGUGACCAGCUGAAUCCUCAGAAGCAUGUCAGAGGAAAAGGCUUCGUUCCCAACAAAGAGGAUUUUUCCUAUUGUUGAAAAUGCUUUUAAAGCAUCCAAGAAGCAUAAAAACAAGAGAGUGAAGAAAGAAAAAAAGGAUAAGAGCAAAGCCAAGUGUGUGCCCAGCUUCUUGUUGCAUGAUGGCUGCUGCGAGACAGACUUUACUCAAAAGCAAGAGACUAAAAAAAGAAAAAAGACAAAGAAGAAAAACAAACGCGAGGAAGACUUCCAGAAACCUAAAAUCAAAAAACAGCCCAACAAACUCGAAGACACACAACUUCAGCCCAUUAUCUUCAUCUCCCCUGAUCAGGAGACAAAACAACAACAUUCAACUGAGAACGAGAGUCAUAGAAGAGUGAAAGAGAGAGGGAAGAUUAUAAAGAGAGUCAUUUUCAACUUGCCAACUGAGACAAACCAACCUGCAACUAAUUACAAUGAACAUGGAAAGAAGCAGUUUGUGGGCGAAAGCAGCUUGGAAUCUAGUACAGCUGAAGAAAUGAACAGCCAAGAUCUGUUUAUCACGCAGAAAUCGUUCUUGGAUCCAUGUGUGGAGAUCUCCAGCAGCUCAAGCUGCAAUGAAGCCACUAUAGCCACUGAAGCCACUGCAAUGAAGGCACCAGAGAAGAGUUCAAGUAGGUCAACAGCUGAAGCGACUACUCAAACCGAGAACUUCUUUACCUUCUCAGCGCUCUCCAGCUCUCUCAGGUUUCAGCAGCAGAAGAACACGGCCACGUGCUCGGAGGAACCGGUGGACCUGAGCUUGCCGAACAGAACAAGACGAACGCACAGGCCAAAACAUCCCGCCCUCGAGUCUGCAAAUCCACCCAAGCUGAAGAUAUCAGACACGUCGAGUGAAGAUGGUGAUGCGGGAUCCAAGAGCAAAGGUGAUCUGCUCCAGCUGAAAGUCGUUCAGACUCGCUUGAACGAGUCUUUCUUUUUUAAGGUGAAGGGUGAAGAUUCACCAAAGCCCAUGUGCCCUUUGAUGAAGUUCACGGAAAGCGUUGAGAAAAGAGGGAAGAAGUGAAACCGUACCAAGCUAAAAUGUUACAGAUUCGUGAUGGGAAAAAAAGUAGAGUUCUGUGGACAUUCAAAAUAAGACACAAAACUUAGGCAUUUGCAGUUUUAUUCUGUAUAAUUACAUUGUUCGCUUUGAUGUUAACAUCCAGUUAAAUGUUCCUGUAUAUGAAUCUUCCAUGUCUAUUGUUUACAAGCAAACAUUGUUCACAAAAAUGCAUAACAUUAAAAUAGUCUCAUGU